AUGGCCAUGUAUCCACCCUUUCAUAAAUACGUCACUCGAACAUAUUUUAUAUUGUUUGCCGUGUUGGUGAUAGUUCUUCCUCUAAAUUAUUCGUUUAAAAAGAAACCAUCGGUUAAUCAAAUUAUCAUCAUUUAUGUUCUAGUCGGUUUUUCUUAUUUAGUUUAUUGGGUAAGAUUAAUUGGAUUUGGAGGGGACGAGAUACUAGUUCGCACGAAUUGUUAUGGUGAACGCAUCAAUCUUCCUCGUUCAGAAUAUGGUAAUAGUAGUCGAUUAGAUCCUACAGUCCUACAGUCAACAACAAAUAUUUCUACAGGAACUUCAAACUCUUAUCCAACGUUUGCAAACUAUCGAUUCGCAAGUAUUCGUGAUAGAUUACGACGUAUCGCAUCUAAUCGUAGUACACAAGAUGAUGAAGACGCGUACAAUGCCAUGACUCAAACAUCUGUUGUGCAAGUUCCUCCACCUACUUAUGGUAGUGCUUUGUCGAGUGGUGAAGGAUUACCUCCUCCAUAUCAAUUCAAAACCAAUGAGAUUAGUGAGAAUGAAAAUCAGUUAGAGAGUGUAAUUAUCUCUAAUGCGUCAGCACGCACUUUAAGACGAGAGUCUUCCUCUGUAUCAAUAUCGCAAAAUAAUAAUCGAUCACCGUCAUCGUCAUCAUCUUCACAUAUAACAUCAGCAUUAGAAUUAGCAAAAAGAACAAUUAUUCGAGCUUGGUAA
This is a messenger RNA of Ambispora gerdemannii, 717 nucleotides long. The record is from the annotation of a GenBank genome assembly. NCBI's taxonomy places the organism in Eukaryota, Fungi, Glomeromycota, Glomeromycetes, Archaeosporales, Ambisporaceae.